Molecule: messenger RNA, 679 nt
Organism: Pistacia vera
Lineage: Eukaryota; Viridiplantae; Streptophyta; Magnoliopsida; Sapindales; Anacardiaceae
Exons: 4
Coding region: 4-426 (140 amino acids)
Biological process (GO): regulation of transcription by RNA polymerase II
Cellular component (GO): RNA polymerase II transcription regulator complex
Molecular function (GO): DNA-binding transcription factor activity, RNA polymerase II-specific; RNA polymerase II transcription regulatory region sequence-specific DNA binding; protein dimerization activity
Source: RefSeq, a predicted model, not a curated record
UAUAUGGAACGGGGCAAUGGAAAUGGAUCAGGGGCGUCUAGACUUGACCGAAACAUGAAGGAGAGAGUCCGAAGAAAGCAUAUGAAAGAUCUUCUUUCCGAGCUCGCUUUUUUGACUCCUCUACAAUCCUCUAAGGUUUCAGCGAUUGAGUUGUUGGAGCAUGCUACCAAUCAUAUAAAGCAAUUGCAAGAAAGAGUGGAGGACCGAAGGCGCCGAAGGGCAUUACUACUGAAAGAGAGUAGCGGUGAUGAAAAUAAAAAGACAAGCCGCUCAAGAUUACCUCAGGAAGGAGCCGAAGUCAUAAGUUCUACUCAGUAUGUUGCAGGCGAUAGAAUCAUAUACAUAAUUAAGUCCCAGGCCAUCAGUUCGAGGAUUGGAAUCGAAACUACAAGAAUUCGUCAGAGAAUAAAGGAUCUGUGUUUCUGAUAUCAUGGCAGAAAUUAUGGAACACACAAAGACGUACAAAAGAUGAACCCUACGGCUACUUGGUGUUACAGAAAUUUCGAAAAUAUUACACUUAGUUGUUCUAUAAUCUGAAUAAUUAGUUGUAAAGUGAUAUAACUAGGCAUGUGUUGAUAAAUCAAACUCGGUUGUAUGUUGUGAUUUUGCAGUUGAAGUUAUGACUAUGUAAAAUAACCAAAUGUUUAUGAAGUUAAAAGUAUUCACUCCUUUCAUGGCA